This is a messenger RNA of Sordaria macrospora k-hell, 1767 nucleotides long. RefSeq lists its product as uncharacterized. Lineage: Eukaryota; Fungi; Ascomycota; Sordariomycetes; Sordariales; Sordariaceae. The record is from RefSeq and is a predicted model, not a curated record.
AUGACACUUAUUCGCGUCGAAUUAACCAACAGAGCCCGAGCAAGGGCGGCUCAGCCAAGCCAACUGCCUAUUCUCUCCUCAAAGGCAAUUCACAAAGACGGACUGGGUUGUACAGGCCUCGUAUCGUGGCCAAAAUCCGUUUCAAACUGUGACGACGACCCAGAUUCCGAUUUGGAGCCGGACCCCUAUUUCCCUUCCACUCUCGGCUCUUCAUCUUCUGCCACCACCUUACCCUUAUUUCCUCCACUCUAUCUCCCCUUCCAAACCAACCCUGCGAUCCUCACUCACGUCCAAAAAUCUUUGGACCCGCACAACCCGAUCAUUCUAACCAUUGAUGUCUAUCCAGAUUUUGCGAAGUACCCCGUUCCUCUGCCAGAGCUCAACCUCGAAGAUGUGGAUGAUUUCGAAGACCCCUGGGAUUAUUUCGAAGAAGACGAGGAUAUCUUUUCCCAAGAUACCAGGACCAAAGCCAGACUCCAGCAGGAGCGAAUGUUAGCCAGUGAAAGAAACCGGGUCAUCGACUCCGCCAUCGAUCGCAUCGAAAACAUCAUUACCACAAGUGAAGUAACUAUCGCCAACAUAAAAGCCGUCCCGAACCCUAACGAUCCUACGACCAAUGUCAAAGGUGUGAAGAUAGUCAACAUCCAAGAACUCGAACAGGCUCUCACCCGCACCAUGAAAACAUGGCCAGAGCUGGGAGUGAAGUUUUACUGGGGCUUGCACAACCCCCUACACAGUUUUAAGGGACCUGAACGGGUGUUGACGCGAGAUGUGUUCCGGGAGAUGAUUCCUAGAACAAGGGUGGAGAUGUUGAGGAAGAAAAACUUGAAUAAAUGGAGCUCUACUACCCAGUACUCAAGGAGAAGGAACAAGUCGUCAAAUCACCCAACUCCGGGCACGCAGACGGGAACGCUGCAAUCACCGCGGCAGCCCUACGGCGGCCAUGUCGUCCACGGCAUCGAAUUCCCAGAUCUCACCGCCAAAGAAGAUUACCAGAUCUCGGGCAUGCACUGGGACUUCUAUACGGACUACUGGAUCUUUCUCGCCACCAGACGCGGCGCUGAAGAGCUCCGCGACACUGAGAUGUCGGGCAACACUUACCUCAUCAAGUACGACCUCUACAAGAGCGAAGUUAUCUGGACUCUCAACCUGGAAGACAGGUACGACCCACGUAUGGCGAUCUCCAAGGAAUCCCGGCUUUAUCAGCGUCAGUAUCGUGGCGGCUCGGAUUCCAAUUUGUGGGAAUUCAUGUCCAGGCUUCAGGACGCGGCACCUUCGUUUGGGAACCCUGAAGUGAAGGUCCUGAAAGCUGAGCAGGCAUGGGCUAUGGCUCCUUGGAGAGAUAAUUACCAAGACGAAACAGUUUUCGAGUGGAGAUCGUCUUCAGUCCUGUACCCCGAGCAGAAUUUGAACCCUCAGGAACACUGCAAGAUCAACUUCUCCAUUUACAUUCUCCACCCCGACGAAGCCACUCCCACCCAAGGCUCCAAAGUUAUCAACAAAGACAGUCUCUACCUUCAAGGCCUCGUCUCCUGGCCUAAACCCCAACCCGAGUUACAGCCGUCUCCAGUCGACUUGGACUCAAGCUCAGGUUUAGGUUCAGAUGGCGAGUGGGACUUCUGUGAGCCAGAGAAGCCAGUUGCCGUCCCCCUGAAAGGAUACCUCCCCUUCGAAAGCAACCCCGCGAUUCUUGCCCACGUGCAGAAGGGGAUCAAGCCGCACUGCGGACCUAACGGGGAGAACGGAGGGAUAUUCCGCUGUUUUUAA